CCUUUCUCAUUUUCUCCAUCAGUAGUAAAGAAUUUCAUUGCCGAAACUUUCUUAGGCAGCCCUGUUCAAUACAAUUAGAUUAUCUUCAGUUGUUUUUAUAAUGAGAAUUUCUGUUAUUGUUUAUAUAUGUAAUAUAAACAGAUUAGCAAAGGAGGGAUAAGAUAAUGGCUUUUUAACUUGAUAAAGCUUUUUAGGUACUUAAUCUUUGUUGAGGUCAAAAGCGCUUCAAAUACCAGAGGAUUUAGUGUUAAUGAUAAAACCAUUUUGAUAAUGUUAAACAUCUCUUGAUAUCAUAUGGUUAAUCCAGCUAUUGUGCAUGGUGUUUUCAAGACAAAACAGAUAAAUAAACUGGCUGGUGUAUAAUGAAACCAAAAAAAAUAAAAAUCUUUAUCAUCUUGACCUUACCAUUGUGGUUCUUAAAUUUUUGAAAGAUUUUUAUUCUUCCACAUGCCACCACGAAGGGAAUUGAUUGCUAAUCUUCCAGACCUGAAAGUCUGAUAAAUUGAUUUUAAGGUAGAGAUAAAGCCAGCAUGCAAAAAGAGAUAGAAAGAAAAAAACACCCAAGUCAGGUAGCUCAGUAUAUUGAUUCAUUUCUUCUUUUUCCACUGCAGUGCAUUUUCACUCUGUAUUUGAUAUAUAGUAGUGCAGAAAACAUCCUGCGGUUUUUAUUUGAAGGUGCUGACUGUGGCGAUUUUUUUUUUAUUAUUGAUUUCCCAGAAUGUCCAUUCAUAUCUUUCCCUUCAUUGACCCCAGUGGUGUAAAAGAUAUAUUAUCUUCAGCAUAUCUGAGGCUGCACUUGAUGAGAUGGGGCUGGGAUAUAUAAUUGGAAAUUGAAUGGCACCAUGAGUGAGAAUGAAAGCCAUGCAAGAUUAUACGCACAUAUGCUUCUUCAACUCUCAGUUUUUUCGUUCGUGCUGAGUUUGACAAUCCACAAGUUACCAGACAAACUUCUGCUUCACAUCUUUUCGUUUCUGAAGCACCAAGAGCUAGGAAAAGUAGCCCGUGUGUGUAAAAAAUGGCGGCUGCUGGCCUACGAUCCUCGAUUAUGGAAGAGCGUCUCGCUGAGGCCAGAAUACGGGGGACUACACGUGCACUACGUGGACGCCUUGCUUACCCUGAUUGGAAUAAGGUUCGGAGCCACCAUGAAGUAUAUCGAGCUUCCGUGUGAGCUUAUAACGUCACCCGUUUUACAUGACCUUGCAAACAAGUGUCCGAAUCUAGCUUACAUGACAUUAGACUUUGCCAAUGCCAUGCAGCUGCAUGACUUCAAUGAUCUCAAUGCCUUUCCAUGUAACCUCCGGAGUCUGUGUAUAUGUCUGUCGGAGGUGAUUUUCUUGGAGGGGUUUAUGAGGAGGAUCUACAGUUGUCUGUCCUCCUUGGAAGUUCUCCAUCUGAUAGGUACUUUUGAAAUGUCAAUGGAGGCUGAGGAGGACAUCUACGAAGUUAUCAACAUCGGGAAGAUUAAGGCCCACACGCCCAACCUCCGGAUAGUCAAUAUGUACGGCAUCACCUUCAUUGAUGACUCGCACAUCGAGUUGCUCACCUCCAACUGUAUCCACAUAGAGACUCUGGCCCUCAACUUCUGUCUCCGGGUCAAGGGGUCCUCCUUCAAGUCCUUGGUGCAACGAUGCAAGAAGCUCAAAACUCUUCUAUUGCAACAUACUGGGGUGGAAGAUCAUCACAUGAUGGCUGUUCCCUGGGAGACCUCCAUUAUCUCUGAACUAGACCUGACUUCGACCGAACUCUCAACAGAGUGUCUAGAGAACAUUCUUCUGCGCAUGCCAGGCUUCACCUAUCUAGCAUUAGGAUAUUGUGAAUUUUUCUCAGAUAGGAUUUUGGAUCAUUUGUCACAGAAAGGAAAAUUCAACAAUCUAAAGGCCUUGGACAUUAGCCACACCCAUGCCCUGUCUGAGAACGCCAUCUACCAGUUCCUGCAAUCUCACGGACACCAUCUGACAGGACUCAUGUGUUGCGGGAAACCCAAACUUACCGAGAAUUUUUGGCUUAAUGUCAUUGGAUUCCUCACUAGCAUUAGAAUUUGUGUACUGGGAACUGCCAAUGGAUGGUUUCUCCGGAUCCAGAGCAAGGUGCACAUUGAUCAGGUGAUAGAGGGCUUUGCACAGAACUGCUCUCGACUGGAGAGACUGGAGAUCCAAUGGGAUCCAGACACAAUCCGAUUCAGCGACAAGAGCAACAAGUUUGUUGAUCACAUCAGGUUGCGGUGCCCCCAUCUGAAAUCUCUGACUCUAAGUGAUGGGGAGUACUACGAAAUGGUCAAGUCUAACUUUGAGCGUGCUGACAGACUGAAGGUGGUUCGAACCACCACAAACUACUGCACCAGUAUCGUCAGCCUGCUGAAUUGUUAUAAGGAUCUCCUCUUCAACUGAACCAUCUCUUUACGUGUUCAGACAUUCUAGUGAACUGUUCAACAGUGCAAUGUUGUUUCAUUUGAGGAAGAAGAAGAUAAUCUUUCGGAGUGUGAUGUUACUUGUUGGUUAAUAUUUGCGAAGUAUGAGACCCAGGUUUACCUUCAAAAUUCCACCUAGUGCCAGAAAUGAAGUCUGUGCUCCAUUUUAAUUGGAGAGCUUUUCUGAAGUCAAUGAGUUCCAUAUCUUGAUGACAUAGAUAAGACCCCACCCCACCUUGUGAUAUUUCUGUAUUGAUCUAUUGAUCUUUAGUGCAUCCAGCAAAUGGAGAGAAAUAAUGCAGUUUGUCAUAUAUUUUCAGAAAAAUGCAUAAUUAAUUUAUUUACUGUAUUUCAAAGCUGUUUUGUUCAAUAAGCUUAGAGCAGAUGAUUUAUAAUUACAAAAUUGCUUCAAGCAUUCUUGGAAUGCUGAAUUAAUGAACAUUUUGUGUUAUCAGCAGAAAAGGAUCAUUAUUGAAUGCUGUAACUUCCUCAACAUUUUUUUCAGGCCCUAUAUAUUUCUACAUUGCAUUUUCUACAUUGUGUAUGUAUAGCAAAAUUCAUUCAGUAUUUGAAAACGUUAUAAGUAUCAUCCUAACAUCUAUGUAUUUAAAACAAAGCCUAAGGCUGCAAGUUGGUAGUGAAAUUAAUAGAUACAUGUAUAUGGUACAUGUAGUGUACAACUCUUUCCAGCCAAUACUAUUCAAUAUUCACAGCAUUAUUUGAAUAUAGAUCAGUUAUUCCACUCACAUUUCAUUGUGCCAAAUGAGAUUUCUUCAAAGUAUUAGACAUAUAAUGGUGGCUUUAAUCUGUUUUCAUAUGCAAUUCUUUUUAGCAUCACCCACAGGAGCUCAUCACGAACUUUUGGUCUUCUUACUAUGUUUUACAGUAUAAUAUAUAGGGGUGUUCAGAAAGUUAGAAGACCAAAAGUUCAUGACCAGUCCCUGUGUAUUACCGUAAUUUUCCAUGUAUAAUCACUAUAUACAUGUACUAAAUUUGUACAUCACUUAGAGAGAAACAAAGUGAAAAGCAAGGAAUUUUUUUUUCCAAUUUAAUAUUUUCUUUCAAAGAACAACAACUCUGGUUCUCUUACAGCAUAAUUAUUCAAAGUCUGCUCUUCAAAGGAUUUAUGGUAAAGGUAUGGCUAUUUUGUAUGACUUUGAGUUACAAUAAGAAAAAUUUUGUCCUACGUUAUUGAAAAAAGCCAGAAGUUGAGUUAGUGCUUCAUUCCAGCAGUCAGAGAAAAAUAUUUUCAAGAACUGUUGCAAUAUUUUAUGAUCGAGUGUGAAAUUACAUGUACAUGUAUUUUAAUAUGAGUGAAAUUUAUUCAUGUCCCAUGUGAACAGCUGGACUGUUUUUUUUUUAUAGGUUAACUUAGUUGAAUUAUUUGAGAUGCAUGUUUAUAGUGCUGUGUAUGUGAAAAAACAAUACAUUAAUGGAGUUUUAUUUACUGUUAACAGAGGGUGCAGAUGUGUUGUUGAAUUGGAUAUAAAUAUCUUAAUACACUAUGCAUAAAAAUGAUCUGAUUAUCAAAAGGAAUGUGACAAUUUAUAAAAUAAAGAUGGGUGAAUUUA
Molecule: messenger RNA, 3978 nt
Organism: Magallana angulata
Lineage: Eukaryota; Metazoa; Mollusca; Bivalvia; Ostreida; Ostreidae
Product: F-box/LRR-repeat protein fbxl-1-like
Exons: 7
Coding region: 843-2387 (514 amino acids)
Biological process (GO): positive regulation of protein ubiquitination; SCF-dependent proteasomal ubiquitin-dependent protein catabolic process
Cellular component (GO): SCF ubiquitin ligase complex
Molecular function (GO): protein binding
Source: RefSeq, a predicted model, not a curated record